This is a messenger RNA of Acinonyx jubatus (cheetah), 1963 nucleotides long. It is a transcript of the gene PYROXD2, whose product is annotated as pyridine nucleotide-disulphide oxidoreductase domain 2. NCBI's taxonomy places the organism in Eukaryota, Metazoa, Chordata, Mammalia, Carnivora, Felidae. The coding region runs from base 8 to 1753 and encodes 581 amino acids. The record is from RefSeq and is a predicted model, not a curated record. Gene Ontology annotation, molecular function: oxidoreductase activity. The transcript has 16 exons.
GGCAGAAAUGGCUGCAAGUGGCCGAGGACUCAGCCGGGGCAUAGGUGCCUCUUCUUGCCCUGCUUGGAGAGGAGCUCAUUGGGAAGCCAGAGGACGCCUAAAGCCUGAGUACGAUGCCGUGGUGAUAGGAGCAGGACACAAUGGGCUGGUGGCUGCGGCGUACCUGCAGAGACUGGGGGUGAACACGGCAGUCUUCGAGAGACGCCCAGUGAUUGGAGGUGCAGCUGUCACCGAGGAGAUCAUCCCAGGGUUUAAGUUCUCCCGAGCAUCCUACCUCCUCAGCCUGCUGAGGCCACAGAUUUACACCGACCUGGAGCUGAAGAAACACGGGCUGAGGCUUCAUCUUCGGAACCCCUACUCCUUCACCCCAAUGCUGGAAGAGGGCACAGGGAACAAGGUCCCCAGGUCCCUUCUUCUGGGCACAGACAUGGCGGAAAACCAGAAGCAGAUUGCCCAGUUCUCGCGGAGAGAUGCGCAGGCCUUCCCCAAAUAUGAGGCAUUCAUGAAUCGGUUGGCAUUAGCCAUAGACCCUCUGCUGGAUGCAGCGCCGGUGGACGCGGAGGCCUUCCAGAGGGGUUCCCUGCUGCAAAGGCUCAAGUCGCUCUCCACCCUCAAACCCCUGCUGCAGGCAGGUCGCGUGCUGGGAGCCCAGCUGCCCCAGUAUUACCAGGUCCUCACAGCUCCAAUUACAAAGGUGCUGGAUCAGUGGUUUGAGUCCGAGCCUCUAAAAGCCACUCUGGCAACGGAUGCUGUGAUCGGAGCCAUGACAAGUCCCCACACUCCGGGGAGUGGGUAUGUGCUGCUACAUCACGUGAUGGGGGGCCUCGAGGGGAUGCAAGGGGCCUGGGGCUAUGUCCAGGGUGGCAUGGGUGCCCUCUCUGAUGCCAUCACCAGCUCAGCCACUGCACAUGGAGCAAGUGUCUUCACUGAAAAGGCAGUGGCCAAAGUGCAGGUGAGCAGCGAAGGGCGCGUCCAAGGAGUGGUGCUGCAAGACGGCUCGGAGGUGAGGAGUAAGGUGGUGCUGUCCAACGCAUCUCCACAGGUCACCUUCCUGAAGCUGACACCACAGGAAUGGCUUCCUGAGGAGUUCGUGGACAGGAUCUCCCGACUAGACACCCAGUCACCUGUUACCAAGAUCAAUGUGGCUGUCGACAGGCUGCCUGACUUCCUGGCGGCCCCCAAUGCUCCCGGGGGCCAGCCACUGCCCCAUCACCAGUGCUCCAUCCACCUGAACUGUGAAGACACCCUCCUUCUCCACCGGGCCUUUGAAGAUGCCAUGGAUGGCCUGCCUUCCCACAGGCCUAUGAUUGAGCUCUGCAUCCCUUCCUCGCUGGACUCUACCUUGGCUCCCUCUGGCUGCCAUGUUGUCUCACUCUUCACACAGUACACUCCCUACACGCUGGCUGGAGGCAAGGUGUGGGAUGAGCAGGAGAGAAACGCUUAUGCAGACAAAGUGUUUGACUGCAUCGAGGCCUACGCCCCUGGCUUCAAGGGCUCCGUGGUGGGCAGGGACAUCCUCACACCGCCUGAUCUGGAGAGAAUUUUUGGGCUUCCUGGAGGGAACAUAUUCCACUGUGCCAUGACCCUGGACCAGCUCUACUUCGCCCGCCCCGUGCCCCUGCACUCCAGCUACCGCUGUCCUCUCCGGGGCCUGUAUCUCUGUGGCAGCGGUGCCCACCCUGGAGGAGGCGUCAUGGGAGCCGCGGGACGCAAUGCAGCCCAUGUCGUCUUCAGAGACCUCAAGAGCAUGUGACCCUGAACUGACUCUGACCCAGGACAAAGAAUCUACGCUUGAGAUUUUAAGUCCCCAUUGGGUCAGUUUCCCAGGAUACGGCAGACAAGCCCUCAUGCUCAAGGCACUAUUUUAGGAGAAACGUACAGGUUACAUUUGAUACUUGUUAACCUGGUACCCAUGUCUUCAUGAGUGAACCAGUUUUGUGUUAUUAAAAACAAUGUUUUAGAU